AUGAACGCAGCACAUAAAAUAAAUCAAUUGCAGAUCAACAACAUAUUAAAUGAUAAGAGUGAUUUGAAAUUAGAGAUUCGAACUCCAUCAGAUUCUUCUAACUCAGAUUUUAUUUUAUCAGAUGAAAUUUAUUCUUCAGAUUCUGAUGUUGAUAUUAUUCACAUUGAUGCUGAAGUAGCUAUAAAACAAGGGAAAGUUGGCAGAGUUUGCAGUGAAAAGUAUAGUUCACAUAGGAGAGUACCUGAUUCUGUGUACGAUGAAAUUAAAAUUUGA
Molecule: messenger RNA, 273 nt
Organism: Entrophospora sp. SA101
Lineage: Eukaryota; Fungi; Glomeromycota; Glomeromycetes; Entrophosporales; Entrophosporaceae
Source: the annotation of a GenBank genome assembly